AUGGCCUGGACAGCGCAAGGCUUCAAGCGGCUCUUCCAAAGGAAGGCUGCAGAUUUCAAAACGCACGGCGAGCUCAGCGAGGUGGUCGAGGAGGUGGUCGAGGAGUCCGAGUUAUUCGACCGCGCCGCCUGGCCCCCGCCACCUCCCUACCUGCAGGUCGAGGAUGUCAACGAGACCGAAGCAGCACAGCAUCUUCUGGAACCCCUUGAAGCUGAAGAGGACCUUGAGGAGAAGCCAUCGACAAGAGCCGAUGGUUUCACACGAGAGCGCCAGUUCUGGCGCUGGACUGGUGCCCUGGGGUGGUCCUUGAACCUUAUCCUGCUUUGCUGGGCCUUGUUCUUACGCAAAGCUGGACUUGUCAAUCAGGGUCAAGCGGAGGAGGGACUGGAUGUGGAGCCAGCUCAGAGCCUGAAAAUGGACACCACCACCUAUGCUGACCUCGUGGCCAGCCAACUUCAAGAAGAGAGGUACGUCUCCGAAUCCAACAAUGCUCUGGGAACCAUCCUGGCGGGCCUCGGCUCCAAGUUGGAGUCGCUGCGCUCUGGUGCGGAGAGGCUUAUGAAGCCAACAGAUGAAGCCCUGCCUCGAUAUGAUGACGUGAUGUUGUCAAGGUUGAUCAGUGACCUGCAGGCCGGAAUCGAGGACCAGCUUGAAAUCCUGGGAAACAAGGAUGCAGAAGUGCUGGAGAAGCUGCAGCAGAAGCCAGAGAUCCUUCGCCAGCUUGCUGAUGAGCCAGUACCAUCACCUGAGCGCCCGAACAAUGGACUGCUCCCAGAGGAGCUGCCGCAGUUCGUUGAACAGUCCUUGGUGCCUAUCGUGAUAAUCUUGGGCUCCUCCUUUCUUGUGGCCGUGCUCUCCCGCCAAUUUCUGCGAGUGGUCACCGAGUGGAGACGCAGCAGGGAAGAGACAAAGGCCGAGCGAAUGCGGAAAAUUCAGAAACGUCGCUUUCAGGCUUUCACAGGAGUUUUCAAUGGUGCGCUGGAAAAUCUGGCCACAGGUCAGUUCACUGAGGCUGCCAAAAGCUUCGACCAAGUGGCGAACUUCGCCAAUCGAUGGGCGUCGGAGCCGACGUGGGAGGAGCUCGUUCGUGCUGAGAUUGCAGCAUUUUGGGAACGUUGGGGUCCGCAGGCAUACCGCUUGGAGGCAAAUAUCGGCGACUGGACAGGCGUGCCACAGUCAUCUACUUCAGAGCAGUUCAAGUGGGUGGCCGACAGAUGGUUUACUUCUGCGCAGUCUGUGGUCAAGGAUUUUGCAUUCGACGCUGUCAAAGCAUGGGGUGAGGAAGCCUCGCGAGCAGCUUCUGCUGCCCGUCGUGCUGCACGGCUCCGCAGCAAGGCGCCGCCUGACCGAGGUCGAGGCCUCGUUAUCCGCAUUUUCGGCCGCUGGCCGGCGCCAGAGGACUGGGUAAACAUUGCCAACCUUCCGCUGGCCGGCGACUGGCGCGAACAAGCACUGCGACUGCUACUUCCAUCUGCAAAGGAUGUGCAGGACCCGAGCGUGGCAAGCACGCCGCGCGUUUCAGAGCUGCGAUGGCCGCUUCUGGUGCUCUCCUUGAACUUUGUUUUCGUGGCGUCCUCGCACUUCCACAAGCAUGUCCGCAAGGCAGAUGUGGCCCAAACGCACUCUGGACACCACAGAUCGCAGUUGCGACGCUCCGCGGAUUCAAUUGAGGAAGCUCUCUCCAUGGAUGAAGAGGUUAUACGUGUCCACAGAGACAAGCUGCAGCAGCAGCAGGAGGAGUUCGCGAAGAAGGAAGCCAAUACGGCUCCAAGCCUGGCCUUUACCCUCCGUGAGCGCCAUGCGGCCGAUCAAGAAGAGUCGCAGAGUGACAGGUAUGGUGGUAUGGCCAUGGAAGCAGUAGCGGCCGUGCAGUCGCCCAUUUCAGCCAAGCUUACGAAGGAGGAAUUGGAAAAGCUCCUCGCACAGCUGAGCCCUGUUUGCCACAAGCAAUUCCAGGCCAUGCUCCAGGGACAUGGCAAAGCGAGAGACUUGCAUCAUUUCGGCAACUCAAGUCAGAAUGCUGCAGAAACUUGCAGCACUUUGGGUGGAGCCCUAUGUGAAAACCAUGCGCGGAUCUUGCAAACCAACGUGGUUGCGGAUGGCCGCAAAAUGGUCGCGAAGUCUAUGGUGGACGGAAACAGCUGCUUGCCAAGGAAAUGCAUUCAGGAUUCGGACUUGCGACUGCUGGCGGGCAUGUUGCAGCGCAAAGCUGUAGAAGCUCUGGGCCCGGCAUCAGUGGGGCAACAGCCUGUCGAGGUUCUGCUGGACGUUGAUUGCACCUCCAGUGGUGGGUCCAGCUACUCUGCCACCCGUGAGUGGUCCAUGGAGCGGGCUGGUCCCGCCCGCUCUAGCAGUGUACAGACUGCCCUAUCCUCUUCCAUGGCUGUACUUCUUGCUUGGCAGCUGUUUUGA
Symbiodinium pilosum is the source of this 2412-nucleotide messenger RNA. NCBI's taxonomy places the organism in Eukaryota, Dinophyceae, Suessiales, Symbiodiniaceae. The record is from the annotation of a GenBank genome assembly.